AUGAGUCGUCUCUGGUGCUUUUUGCUUAUCACUACAUUGUGCGUUGAGUUGAAUAAUGCGGGAGUGUUGGAGAAAAACUCCGUACACUUCAAAAACUCUCUUGGUCCAAACGAUAUUCUCAGGGUCGAUUGUUUAUCUAAAGAUGACUCUCUAGUCCACGAUUUGAAGCCUGGACAAACCUAUGAUUUUAGUUUUAAUGACAGUAUCUUGAAGACCAUAUUUGAUUGUACCUUAUCGCAUGGACAGGGUUUCAUUCAUCAGGCAAGCUUUAAGGCAUAUGAAGGUGGUGGUUUAAUAGUUCAUUAUGGUAAGGAGAAUUUUUGGGAUGCUAGAGAAGACGGAAUUUACUUUACACAUGGUAAAGAAACGCCCAAGUUAGAGUAUAAGUGGUCAUAA
This is a messenger RNA of Raphanus sativus (radish), 396 nucleotides long. RefSeq names its product S-protein homolog 9-like. Bases 1 to 396 code for a protein of 131 amino acids. The record is from RefSeq and is a predicted model, not a curated record. Lineage: Eukaryota; Viridiplantae; Streptophyta; Magnoliopsida; Brassicales; Brassicaceae. The transcript has a single exon.